Molecule: messenger RNA, 3010 nt
Organism: Symphalangus syndactylus (siamang)
Lineage: Eukaryota; Metazoa; Chordata; Mammalia; Primates; Hylobatidae
Gene: KCNN2
Product: potassium calcium-activated channel subfamily N member 2
Biological process (GO): potassium ion transport
Cellular component (GO): membrane
Molecular function (GO): small conductance calcium-activated potassium channel activity; calmodulin binding
Source: RefSeq, a predicted model, not a curated record
ACCUUUGAGCGAGCCGCCUGCCUCUCCACUGCCAAGGAAGCCCUCGGACCUACAGAUUCGGGCUGCCGGAGGGCCUGAGCGCCAGAGCCCAGGACCCGGCGGCCGGGGGCGCCAGCCCCUCAUGUUCCGGAGAAGGCGCAAAUGUGAUGUCAUGCCCAUUGUUUUGGUGCGCCCAACCAAUCGGACUCGCCUCCUGGAUUCUACCGGAGCCGGCAUGGGCCCUUCCUCGCACCAGCAGCUGGAGUCCCCGCUCCCGACCAUAACGCAUUGCGCAGGGUGCACCACCGCUUGGUCUCCCUGCAGCUUUAACAGCCCUGACAUGGAAACCCCAUUGCAGUUCCAGCGCGGCUUCUUCCCAGAGCAGCCGCCGCCGCCGCCGCGCUCCUCACACCUGCAUUGCCAGCAGCAGCAACAGAGCCAGGACAAGCCGUGCCCGCCCUUCGCGCCCCUCCCGCACCCUCACCACCACCCGCACCUCGCGCACCAGCAGCCGGCUAGCGGCGGCAGCAGCCCAUGCCUCCGGUGCAACAGCUGCGCCUCCUCCGGUGCCCCGGCGGCGGGGGCGGGGGAUAACCUGUCCCUGCUGCUCCGCACCUCCUCGCCCGGCGCCGCCUUCCGGACCCGCACCUCCUCGCCGCUGUCGGGCUCGUCGUGCUGCUGCUGCUGCUGCUCGUCGCGCCGGGGCAGCCAGCUCAAUGUGAGCGAGCUGACGCCGUCCAGCCAUGCCAGUGCGCUUCGGCAGCAGUACGCGCAGCAGUCUGCGUCCGCUUCCCAGUACCACCAGUGCCACAGCCUGCAGCCCGCCGCCAGCCCCACGGGCAGCCUCGGUAGCCUGGGCUCCGGGCCCCCGCUCUCGCACCACCACCACCACCCGCACCCGGCGCACCACCAGCCCCAGGCGCGCCGCGAGAGCAACCCCUUCACCGAAAUAGCCAUGAGCAGCUGCAGGUACAACGGGGGCGUCAUGCGGCCGCUCAGCAACUUGAGCGCGUCCCGCCGGAACCUGCACGAGAUGGACUCAGAGGCGCAGCCCCUGCAGCCCCCCGCGUCUGUCGGAGGAGGUGGCGGCGCGUCCUCCCCGUCUGCAGCUGCUGCCGCCGCCGCCGCUGCCGCUGCUUCGUCCUCAGCUCCCGAAAUCGUGGUGUCUAAGCCCGAGCACAACAACUCCAACAACCUGGCGCUCUAUGGAACCGGCGGCGGAGGCAGCACUGGAGGAGGCGGCGGCGGUGGCGGGAGCGGGCACGGCAGCAGCAGUGGCACCAAGUCCAGCAAAAAGAAAAACCAGAACAUCGGCUACAAGCUGGGCCACCGGCGCGCCCUGUUCGAAAAGCGCAAGCGGCUCAGCGACUACGCGCUCAUCUUCGGCAUGUUCGGCAUCGUGGUCAUGGUCAUCGAGACCGAGCUGUCCUGGGGCGCCUACGACAAGGCGUCGCUGUAUUCCUUAGCUCUGAAAUGCCUUAUCAGUCUCUCCACGAUCAUCCUGCUCGGUCUGAUCAUCGUGUACCACGCCAGGGAAAUACAGUUGUUCAUGGUGGACAAUGGAGCAGAUGACUGGAGAAUAGCCAUGACUUAUGAGCGUAUUUUCUUCAUCUGCUUGGAAAUACUGGUGUGUGCUAUUCAUCCCAUACCUGGGAAUUAUACAUUCACAUGGACGGCCCGGCUUGCCUUCUCCUAUGCCCCAUCCACAACCACCGCUGAUGUGGAUAUUAUUUUAUCUAUACCAAUGUUCUUAAGACUCUAUCUGAUUGCCAGAGUCAUGCUUUUACAUAGCAAACUUUUCACUGAUGCCUCCUCUAGAAGCAUUGGAGCACUUAAUAAGAUAAACUUCAAUACACGUUUUGUUAUGAAGACUUUAAUGACUAUAUGCCCAGGAACUGUACUGUUGGUUUUUAGUAUCUCAUUAUGGAUAAUUGCCGCAUGGACUGUCCGAGCUUGUGAAAGGGAAAACAGGUACCAUGAUCAACAGGAUGUUACUAGCAACUUCCUUGGAGCGAUGUGGUUGAUAUCAAUAACUUUUCUCUCCAUUGGUUAUGGUGACAUGGUACCUAAUACAUACUGUGGAAAAGGAGUCUGCUUACUUACUGGAAUUAUGGGUGCUGGUUGCACAGCCCUGGUGGUAGCUGUAGUGGCAAGGAAGCUAGAACUUACCAAAGCAGAAAAACAUGUGCACAAUUUCAUGAUGGAUACUCAGCUGACUAAAAGAGUAAAAAAUGCAGCUGCCAAUGUACUCAGGGAAACAUGGCUAAUUUACAAAAAUACAAAGCUAGUGAAAAAGAUAGAUCAUGCAAAAGUAAGAAAACAUCAACGAAAAUUCCUGCAAGCUAUUCAUCAAUUAAGAAGUGUAAAAAUGGAGCAGAGGAAACUGAAUGACCAAGCAAACACCUUGGUGGACUUGGCAAAGACCCAGAACAUCAUGUAUGAUAUGAUUUCUGACUUAAACGAAAGGAGUGAAGACUUCGAGAAGAGGAUUGUUACCCUGGAAACAAAAUUAGAGACUUUGAUUGGUAGCAUCCACGCCCUCCCUGGGCUCAUAAGCCAGACCAUCAGGCAGCAGCAGAGAGAUUUCAUUGAGGCUCAGAUGGAGAGCUACGACAAGCAUGUCACUUACAAUGCUGAGCGGUCCCGGUCCUCGUCCAGGAGGCGGCGGUCCUCUUCCACAGCGCCACCAACUUCAUCAGAGAGUAGCUAGAAGAGAAUAAGUUAACCACAAAAUAAGACUUUUUGCCAUCAUAUGGUCAAUAUUUUAGCUUUUAUUGUAAAGCCCCUAUGGUUCUAAUCAGCGUUAUCCGGGUUCUGAUGUCAGAAUCCUGGGAACCUGAACACUAAGUUUUAGGCCAAAAUGAGUGAAAACUCUUUUUUUUUUUUCUUUCAGAUGCACAGGGAAUGCACCUAUUAUUGCUAUAUAGAUUGUUCCUCCUGUAAUUUCACUAACUUUUUAUUCAUGCACUUCAAACAAACUUUACUACUACAUUAUAUGAUAUAUAAUAAAAAAAGUUAAUUUCUGCACAUA